Molecule: messenger RNA, 2369 nt
Organism: Phoenix dactylifera (date palm)
Lineage: Eukaryota; Viridiplantae; Streptophyta; Magnoliopsida; Arecales; Arecaceae
Product: ureide permease 1-like
Biological process (GO): nitrogen compound transport
Cellular component (GO): membrane
Molecular function (GO): uracil:monoatomic cation symporter activity; allantoin:proton symporter activity
Source: RefSeq, a predicted model, not a curated record
CAUUAUUUCUCCUUAUUUUUCCAUUUGAUGAUUUGCUUUUCUAGAUUUCAAAGUAUGUUCUAUUCAAUCUGUCCUUCUUUUCUGAAACCGCCCAUUGUUUUCGGCUUAUUUUUGUGUAAAUAUAGAGAUUUGCGUUUGCUGCCGAUCAGUUAUUUUCUUGGGAACAUCAGAUCCUUGUAAAGGUUUCAUUUUUAAGAUUGUUUUUCUGAUUGAAUGCUACUUGGAGAUUAUUUGAGCGUUAUCCACCCCAGGUGCUUUGUUGCCAAGGCUUUGGUUGGGGAAAUUCAACAUGGAUCUUGUCCUGUCCUCUUAUAGAUUGUCUUUCUAAUCUUUGGUCAUAUUUCUCUUCUUGGAUUUCCGAUUAACCAUUCUCUUUUCUAUCUCAAAGUGAUGUAGAUGCAGUUUCAGGAGUUGCUUGAAUGGUUUUGUUGGUAAAAUUGUCAGGAUUUCUUCAUCGAUAGUUAUCGUUCAUGGUUUCUAGUUUUUUCAUGCAUCCUGUUGAUGUUCCAUAUUUUAAAAGAGGCUUUUCCACGUUCUAUCCUUUUUGUUUCUGAACAAAUGGUAAGAAGACCCAUUUUUCUGUAGCUUGGUUAUAUAGGAUCUCUGUUUUUGUAGAACAUCAGCUUAUCUUUUUUUUCCCUUAUCACAACCUGAAUUAUUGGUGCAGCUCUUAAAGCUUGUGUUCCUGCCAUCUUUAAACUAGUAGGGCUGAUAGAAGAGUAACUAAUGAAUUGUUUACAGCCACUUCAGGUUUUUUUAUCUGGUUCUUUCUUCAGGCAACAACUUGUUCUGAAGAUGUAUGUGGUAGAAGAUAAAGGAGGUGCCAUUGCCCUCAUGCUGGCUGCCCUUUUGUUCUUGGGCACUUGGCCGGCUGUUCUGACCCUCUUAGAGCGGAGGGGUCGUCUUCCUCAGCAUACAUACCUCGAUUACUCCCUCACAAAUCUCUUGGCUGCUGUGCUUAUUGCUCUAACGUUUGGUCAGAUUGGAGAUAGUAAACAUGAUAUGCCAAACUUCUUCACCCAACUUACCCAGGACAACUGGCCUUCGAUAUUGUUUGCAAUGGCAGGUGGAAUUGUGCUUAGCCUUGGGAAUCUGGCUACUCAGUAUGCUUGGGCUUAUGUUGGUCUUUCAGUUACAGAGGUCAUCACUUCAAGUAUAACAGUUGUUAUAGGCACAACCUUGAACUAUUAUUUAGAUGACCGCAUCAAUAGAGCUGAGAUUCUUUUCCCAGGAGUUGGGUGCUUCCUGGUUGCAGUUUGUCUUGGAUCUGCCGUUCACACCUCCAAUGCAGCUGAUAAUGAGAAGAAACUUAAUGAUUCCUCAAAUGAAUACCAGAAUAAGACUUGUACUACUGGAGAUCAAGAGCUCGGCAAAGAUGUUUCGGACAAAGAUGACAUACACAAGGACUUGGAAAAUGGAGUUUCUCAUGUUUCAUAUGCCAAUUUCAAUGUUGAGAAAGCAAAAGCCGGAACUGCAGAAUUUCUCAUACAGCUAGAAAAGAAAAGAUCAAUUAAGGUGCUAGGGUCCACCACAUGUCUAGGCCUCAGCAUCGUGUUCUUCGCAGGCAUUUGCUUCUCCCUCUUCUCUCCCGCAUUCAACUUGGCUACUAAUGACCAGUGGCACACCCUGAAAGAAGGGGUGCCACAUUUGGUGGUCUACACUGCAUUCUUCUACUUCUCUAUCUCCUGUUUUGUUGUUGGAAUUGGUUUGAAUAUCUGGUUUCUCUACAAACCUGUGCUUGGGCUACCGAGUUCAUCCUUCACAGCUUAUCUGAAGGACUGGAAAGGCAGACAUUGGGCUCUUCUGGCAGGGCUACUAUGUGGGUUUGGAAAUGGCUUCCAGUUCAUGGGCGGGCAAGCAGCUGGAUAUGCUGCAGCUGAUUCUGUUCAGGCGUUGCCACUUGUAAGCACAUUCUGGGGCAUAGUCCUUUUUGGAGAGUACCGAAAGUCAUCAAGAAAGACUUACGUGUUGCUUGUGAGUAUGCUGUCUAUGUUUAUUGUUGCUGUGGGUGUUCUCAUGGCUUCAUCUGGCCACAGAAAGGCAUGAUUCAGGAUAUAAGGAUACCAUGCUGUCAGAAACUCUCAUUUAUGAUCCCCUCUUCUCCAAAGCUUCAGAAGUCAUUUCAUGAUACAAGAAACAAGCAAGAUUCAUGUUAUACAAAUCACUGUCAGAAAGAAACUAUACUCCAAACUAGAAGGCCUUUUGAUAGACUUGGCUGUCAGUUAACAGCUAUUUCCUGUAUAUUCUUGUUGAAAAAUGUUGCGAGUUCGAUAUUAUGUUUUCUUCUUGCAGCAAAGCUUAAGCUGGUGAUGUGUACUCCUUAAACAGCUAAGAAUCCAGUCAUCAAUUACAUUGGUUUGUUCACUUGU